CAUUGUUUUGUAAAAGAGAUUAUGCUCAGUUUCCCCGAAAUCCAUAUGCCUCGAAGAAUGAAGUUUUUUCUGUGUUUAGUGGUCAUAACCUUCGCAUUUUUUGCUGGAUAUGCUCAGAUCAAUUCAGCAACCACAUUACGGUCUCCAGACACACCCCAUCCUUGGCCUGUUAGGAUGACAAAAAUAGAGAAGACUGAUUUUGCUUUAUAUGAUGAAAUCAAACAGCUGAAGGCCAAAGUUAAAGACUUGGAGGCAGGUGGACCAAAUAUACCACCUUGCAUCACCAGCUUCUCCGCCAAACUACAUGUACAAUCCCAUAAAGACCAUCAAGACCAACACCAUAGGCACUAUCAACAUGUUAGGUUUGGCAAAGAGAGUACGUGCCCGCCUGCUGCUGGCUUCCACAUCAGAAGUCUAUGGAGACCCAGAGGUGCACCCUCAGACAGAGGACUACUGGGGCCAUGUCAACCCUAUAGGACCCAGAGCCUGCUAUGAUGAAGGGAAGAGGGUAGCAGAAACCAUGUGUUUUGCCUACAAGAAGCAGGAGCAAGUGGAAGUGCGAGUUGCCAGGAUAUUCAACACCUUUGGUCCACGUAUGCACAUGAAUGAUGGGAGGGUCGUCAGCAACUUUAUAUUACAAGCACUUCAGAACCAGCCAAUAACUAUAUAUGGAGAGGGCAAGCAGACCCGGUCAUUCCAGUAUGUUACAGAUCUGGUGGAUGGACUGGUGGCUUUAAUGAACAGUAACUAUUCCCUGCCUGUCAACAUAGGCAACCCUGAUGAACACCAUAUUGAGGAGUUUGCCACAACAAUCAAAGCUUUAGUCAAGAGCCAGAGUGAGAUAGUCCACAAGCCAGCUAUGCAAGACGAUCCUCAGAAGAGGAAACCAGAUAUAUCCAGAGCCAAGAAAUACCUGAACUGGCAGCCCAAGGUGAACAUGAUGGAUGGUAUCAACAAGACAGUAGAAUAUUUCCGUGAGGAACUGGAGAGAUCAAGUCACCAAGGGCGUCACCUCCCCCUGCCUGACGGGACACCACCAGAGGCAGUCAGAUACUUGAUUGAACAUUAAAUCUCAGCAAUUGGUAGCUUUAAGAGUAUAAAUGUCCCAUUAUGUAAUGUCAGUUUCUACAAUCAAGGCACUAACCAAAAAAUGUAGGAGAGCAGGGAUAUAUUGAAAUUAUAUAACCAUAAAACUUAUUGGUUAAGAUUGUACACAUAUUAUCUCUACAUGUGUAGCAAAGAAAUAACAUCUUUGGUCAGCAGGUGACAGCUGACCAUUUAAUUCUACAGAUCUGAGCAGGUACUCUAGUUUAACUUAUCUUUAAAUAUACUUCACCAGUUCUGUGAUGAUAUGAAGCUGGUCAGAUGGUACAAUAUUGUUGUAUACAUAACUAGAAAUAUAAACAAUGGUACAAUUGAAAUUGAACUUUUGAUAAACUGUUAGACUGAAUUCCCACAGAUUUAGAUCGAUCCAUUUGGAUCGACCUAACUUCCUGGGGGUUCAUGCUAAAUUGCUGUCAGCCCAUCACGCAGGGAAGUUAAUUCCCCCCUUACAGCUUUUAGUAGGCGGGCCAGACUUUUAAGCAGGCUAAGUUGACAGCAGCUAGUGAGACUCCCCACAGGGAUAGAUCGAUCUAAAAUCUGUGGGAAUGCAGUCUUAGUUUUAACUUGGUUUUAAACUGGUUUUAAAAUCUAAUGAAGGAUGUUUAAAUUUCAAUAGGAGUUUGGUGAAGUUCAGUUCAGUACUGCUUAUUAUGGCUUAGCUGCCUGCUCUUUGUUCAUGCUCUAGGCUGCCAGUGUAUUCUAUCAGAGUGACAGAUUAUGCUCUGUAAUGUUGAUGUUCAUGCUCUAGGCUGCCAGUGUAUUCUAUCAGAGUGACAGAGUAUGCUCUGUAAUGUUGAUGUUCAUACUCUAGGCUGCCAGUGUAUUCUAUCAGAGUGACAGAGUAUGCUCUGUAAUGUUGAUGUUCAUGCUCUAGGCUGCCAGUGUAUUCUAUCAGAGUGACAGAGUAUGCUCUGUAAUAUUAAGGUUCAUACUCUAGGCUGCCAGUGUAUUUCAGUUAGUGUGACAGAGUUUGCUCUUUGAUAUUGAUGUGCCAUUUCACUGGAUGAGAGAGGGUGUGCAUUGUGCCAUUGUCUUUUGGAAAAAUCUGUGGUAAUAUAAAGUGUAAAGUCAUACACCAUUAACAUUCCAGGUAGAAUAACAGCUGAUAAAAAGCUUUAAUUAUGUAAUACAGCUAGACUCCAUGCAUAUGAAUCUACAAUUUUGCAAUUCUGCAUGAAUAUGUUGAUAUGCAUUGAGUAUUAGUGCAAUAUAAGUUAAAUUGACUAUUGUUAUUUUAUAAUGGGUUAUUGUAUAAUGGGUUUAGUACCAGUUCUUGCCUCCUGCCCACUACACUUCAGCAGAUGAUUGCAUUACCUGACCAAAGCCUGAAGUUGUACUCUCUUAUUUCAUGGAGUUCUUUAUUAUUUGUUCAUAAUUAUACUAUACAAGGGUUUGUGGUUGGACAACGAAAAAUGUGAAAAGAUAUCUCUGAUUUUGGUUAGAUUUAUAUUAGUAUUUGCAUAUAUUUAUUACUAUUAUAAACUAGUGUUUGUGUAAUGAGGUUAAUCUCAAAAUUAUACCCUCCAAGAUAUCCACUUCACCAGCAAGAUAAGGAAAUACUUUUGUCAGAUUAUUGCUGCCAGAUCCCACCAAGUGCAAUCCCAUAGUUUUAAAUGGUAUGAAAGAAAUAUCACACGGUUUUAUUUCAUUAUUUCCUUUUGUUUCAUAUUGAACUGGAGGGAUGGAUAAGCUGUUCAAGUUGACAACAAGCAAUUGCACUUUUAAAACCUUUUUUGCUGAUGGAGUGACUGAUUUGGAAUAUAUUUUAGCAUGCAGAUUUUAUUUGAGACUGGUUGUAGUACUGUGUAUGCAUUAUAGUGAAUGUACACAGCUAUGCUGUGAGUCUCGCUUGUUAUGCACAUUUAUCUUGAAAUGUGGGGGUUUGCCAUAGUUGCUCUGAUGGUAGUGAUUUUGGGAAUUUCAUUUUGUGCACUUGUUUUUCUGUUAAUAAAUUGAGUAAAGUAACUUAUUUCUGUAAAAGAAUAAAUGAUUCAAUUUUCAUUCAUAAAAGACAACAACACAGCCCCAAUUAAUACUGAAUAAUUAAUUUCUUUGUAAGUCUACCAGUUCAUUUUGUUGUUGUUUGGAAAUUGGAAUGCAUUUAGUCUGCGUAAAAUUUGUAUCCUUACUCCUCCUGCGUUUAUUACUUUGAAACAUUUGCUAGAGUUUAAUAAAUGAAUUUGUGCUUGAAAGUAGGCACCUUGUGCGGAAAGUAGUUACAGAUA
This is a messenger RNA of Lingula anatina, 3329 nucleotides long. Its product is annotated as UDP-glucuronic acid decarboxylase 1. Gene Ontology annotation, molecular function: NAD+ binding; UDP-glucuronate decarboxylase activity. Gene Ontology annotation, biological process: D-xylose metabolic process. Gene Ontology annotation, cellular component: cytoplasm. The record is from RefSeq and is a predicted model, not a curated record. Lineage: Eukaryota; Metazoa; Brachiopoda; Lingulata; Lingulida; Lingulidae.